GUAUAAAAGGAGAAUAAACUUAUUUAGAUUUCUAAAGUCAAAGUCUCGAAUCCAGCCCUAUUAUUCAUUUUGCAUAAUUAUAAGCAGGCUUUCUUCAUCUUCUUUCAUGUCGGUUUCUGGUAUCCAAGGACUCACUCUCGAAGUUACUGUUGUUGCGUGUAACAAAUUGAAGGACACAGAAUGGUUCUCACGGCAGGAUCCUUACGUGUGUGUUGAAUAUGCUAGCUCCAAAUUCCGUACAAGAACUUGCACGGAUGGUGGCAAAAAUCCCACAUUUCAAGAAAAAUUUGUAUUUACGUUGAUUGAAGGCCUCAGAGAAUUGAAUGUUGUAGUUUGGAACAGCAAUACCAUCAGUAACGAUGAUUUCAUCGGGAGCGGAAAGGUUCAGCUUAAUAAGGUUCUUUCACAGGGUUAUGAUGAUAGUUCUUGGCCACUUCAAACUAAAACCGGCAGGUAUGCAGGAGAAGUAAGACUCAUAUUGCAUUACGGGAAUGCCAACAAACCCGGUAAAACAUAUGCUCCCUCAGCACCACCAUUUGUAACACCACAAUCUUCCUUGUAUUCUACACCCCCACCAGCCGCUGCUCCUUACCCACAUCAAACCCCGUCAUAUCCAGCUCCAUCACACUAUCCUUCAUACCUGCCAAAUUCAGGAGGAUAUCCACCAUCUUCGUACCCUCCUCCCCAGCCAGCUGCCUAUCCUCCCCAACCUUAUCCCCCAACAUCAGCUUAUCCACCCGCAUCAGUGUACCCACCUGCCUCAGCUUAUCCAGCAACAUCAGCUUAUCCGCCGACAUCAGCUUAUUCACAAUCUGUAUACCCACCUCCUCCCCAAACUUCUCCUUACUAUCCACCAGGUCCUUAUCCAGGAACAUAUCCUCCGCCAUACUGAGAAUCUGAAAUGUUACUGCUCCGCGUCCAAGUGCUAGUUAAUUUGUAAGAAAGCAAAUGUAUAGAAUUUUCGUCAAAGGUUGAUAGAUGUCUAGCAUCGAGAUGGUGUUUUUUCUUUUUUCUUUUUUCGUACGAAGUACAUAUCAUGGUCAUGUUUAUGCUCACUCGUCUUCUCUAGGAAUAAUAAUGUGUGUGGUAACCAUUUUGUCUGCACAUUAUAAUAAAGAGCUUUGAAUUUGAUGGUUCUA
Molecule: messenger RNA, 1139 nt
Organism: Humulus lupulus (European hop)
Lineage: Eukaryota; Viridiplantae; Streptophyta; Magnoliopsida; Rosales; Cannabaceae
Exons: 7
Coding region: 107-892 (261 amino acids)
Source: RefSeq, a predicted model, not a curated record